Molecule: messenger RNA, 793 nt
Organism: Durio zibethinus
Lineage: Eukaryota; Viridiplantae; Streptophyta; Magnoliopsida; Malvales; Malvaceae
Product: mitochondrial import inner membrane translocase subunit PAM16 like 2-like
Biological process (GO): protein import into mitochondrial matrix
Cellular component (GO): TIM23 mitochondrial import inner membrane translocase complex
Source: RefSeq, a predicted model, not a curated record
GGAAAAGAAAAUUUCGAUCUUCCUUCUUUAGGCUUUGCUUCUUCUCCAACCUCAGCUGGAAAAAAAAAAGAAAAGAAAAAAAGAACUGCUUAAAAACAUAUUUUCCUUUUCUUUCGUUUUGUCGAACUUUCCCUUCUUCGUUUUUUUUUUAAAUUUUUUUUCAAUCAAAAUCAAUUUUUUUUCUUUUUUGGGUAAAAAAAAAAUUUCCUUGUCAUAUUAAAUCGAAUUCUGAUCGCCAUGGCUGCAAAGAUUAUUGCCAACUUAAUUGUGAUGGGCUCAGGCAUAUUGGCUCGGGCUGUUGUUCAGGCAUACCGUCAAGCACUUACAAAUGCUGCCAAAUCCGGUGUUGCCCAGGAGACACUACAAAAUGCAGCCCGUAGGGCUGGCAAAGUCAUGACGGAGCAAGAGGCCAGGCAGAUUCUUGGUGUAAGUGAGGAGACUGCUUGGGAGGAGAUAAUCAAGAAGUAUGACAAUUUGUUUGAGAAGAAUGCCAAGAAUGGGAGCUUCUACCUACAGUCAAAGGUUCAUAGGGCUAAGGAGUGCUUAGAGUCUGUCUAUCAAAGCAAAGGGGAAGGCACUCCGCCUAGUUGAGAAUCCAUCAAGGUUUGCUAAUUGCACAUAGAGACACCUGUUUAUAUACUAAUUCUAGUAUGAUGAAUGAUCUCAAAGAUUUAAAUAGUACGUAUCGGCUCUUCUGCUUGUUCGUUUUCUGGAUUCAAACACUUACUAGAAUUUUAUGUCGUCAAUGUUAAAUUAGUUGAAUGGCUGCAAAUAAUAACUUAUUUUUGGAUAA